UUCCCCAACAAAAACUCCGCAAGAGGAUUUGAGGUCAUCGAUGCCAUUAAAUCCAGCGUCGAAGCCUCCUGCAAAUCAACUGUUUCCUGUGCCGACAUCCUCGCUCUCGCUACUCGCGAUGGCGUAGUUCAGCUGGGUGGGCCGACGUGGGCUGUAGCUCUGGGCCGUAGAGACGCCACCACGGCCAGCCAAAGCGCGGCGAACAGCGAUCUCCCAGGCCCAUCAUCAACCCUCUCCACACUCAUCUCCAAGUUCGCCGCAAAGGGUCUGAACGCACGUGACAUGACGGCGUUGUCUGGGGCCCACACCAUAGGCCAAACCCAAUGCCAAUUCUUCCGCUCUCGCAUCUACAAUGACAACAACAUCAACCCCAGCUUCGCUGCCCUGCGACGGGGAAGCUGCCCACAGGCUUCGGGUGGAGAUACAAAUUUGGCGCCGCUGGACGUUCAGAGCCCCAAUAAGUUCGGGUCGGAAUACUAUCAGAACUUGAUGGGCUCCCGGGGGCUGUUGCAUUCCGAUCAGGAGCUCUUCAAUAAUGGAACGCAGGAUGCUUUGGUGAGGCAGUACAGAAACAAUAAAGCUCUCUUCUUCCGCGAUUUUGCAGCGGCUAUGGUGAAGAUGGGGGGCAUUACUCCGCUUACGGGAAGCAGCGGAGAGAUAC
Phalaenopsis equestris is the source of this 661-nucleotide messenger RNA. Its product is annotated as peroxidase P7-like. Lineage: Eukaryota; Viridiplantae; Streptophyta; Magnoliopsida; Asparagales; Orchidaceae. The record is from RefSeq and is a predicted model, not a curated record. Gene Ontology annotation, biological process: hydrogen peroxide catabolic process; response to oxidative stress. The annotation marks the transcript as partial. The transcript has a single exon. Gene Ontology annotation, molecular function: heme binding; peroxidase activity.